GAUUACUUACCUGACCUGUUUGUUUGGCUGUUCACUCUGUCUGGAAUACUUCUUCUUGCAAUUCUCCUCUUCUUCCUUCUCAGAAACCCCAACUCCUAUAUAUAUACACACACAUAUAUAUAUAUUAUACGCCAUUGUAGCAGCCAAGUUUAGUUUUUUUUUUCUUCAAUUCAGAUCUCAAUUGAUUUCAUUGGGGAAGAAGAAGUUCACCGGAAAACAAAUAUGAUGUUGAGAAGCUCGUCGACGCCGAUUCUCGGGUCUCUUCUUGCGUCAUUCUCCGACAGUCCGAGCAGCAAUAGCCACCAGCACCUGUCGGAACUCCAUGGCUGCACACACAGACACACCUCAGGAUCGAAGAUUUCAUGUCUCAAUAAUAAUAACAAUGGAGGAUCUCACGGGAAGCCACUGUUUCAAUAUUCCCCUUCUGUCGGCGAGGCCAAAGGGGUCGACGGCGGUCGCUUCCGGCGGGCGCAGUCGGAGGGUAAUUUGGGGGAUUUGGUCGCCGGCGCCGGCGCCGAUGAGUUCAGCCUGUCCAAAAAGCCUGCAAGAAAGACCAAUUUUCGAAGCUUGGAGGCUAUUCCAUCCUUCUCGACUCACCUGGGAACUAAUUCCGACAGUGACGACGAACCAGAAGAAGAACAAGAACAUCAAGAAUUCGAAUUGGAAGGGUUUCUCGCUAAAUCAUCGAACAUAGUUAUGGAAGAGGGGAGGAUGUACCUUGCAACAGGGCUAGGUGUGUCCGGGCUGAGCUUAACCGCCGACAUUGGCGGCAACAGCGGCGGCGGCGGAAGUUACAGGCCUCCGGUGGUUGCCGAGGGCGGCGGCGGCGGCAAUGGCGGCCGGCCAACAAUGGAAGAACACUACAAGAAGAUGUUAGAGGGAGAUCCAGGGAACCCUAUGGUCCUUAGAAACUAUGCCCAAUUCUUGCAUCAGGAAAAGGGAGAUCUACAAACAGCAGAAGAGUAUUAUUCAAGGGCAAUCUUAGCAGAUCCAAAAGAUGGAGAAAUCCUGUCCAAAUAUGCCAAGUUAAUAUGGGAGCUUCACCAUGACAACAAAAGAGCAGCCGAUUAUUUCGAAAGAGCAAUUCAGGCAUCAUCAGACGACAGCCAUGUACACGCAGCCUAUGCUAGCUUCUUAUGGGAUGCAGAGGAAGACGAGGAGGAAGAAGAUGAUGGAAUUACCCGGGACUUGCAGCCGGUGUUGCACCAGGGCUUCGUCGCCUCGGCAUCUGCCUAAGAGUAAAAUGAAUGUUUAGAUGAUUAAUCAAUCAAUGAAGAAAAUAAAAAGGAACUGAAAGAUUUUAAAGGUGAGUGAAUAAAUUGUGAAGAUUGGAUAUGCAUUUAUCAACACA
Molecule: messenger RNA, 1351 nt
Organism: Andrographis paniculata
Lineage: Eukaryota; Viridiplantae; Streptophyta; Magnoliopsida; Lamiales; Acanthaceae
Exons: 3
Coding region: 223-1236 (337 amino acids)
Molecular function (GO): protein binding
Source: RefSeq, a predicted model, not a curated record